This is a messenger RNA of Scophthalmus maximus (turbot), 3452 nucleotides long. RefSeq names its product hexokinase-1-like. Gene Ontology annotation, molecular function: mannokinase activity; fructokinase activity; D-glucose binding. Gene Ontology annotation, biological process: glycolytic process; glucose 6-phosphate metabolic process; intracellular glucose homeostasis. Bases 77 to 2836 code for a protein of 919 amino acids. Lineage: Eukaryota; Metazoa; Chordata; Actinopteri; Pleuronectiformes; Scophthalmidae. Gene Ontology annotation, cellular component: cytosol; mitochondrion. The transcript is spliced from 18 exons. The record is from RefSeq and is a predicted model, not a curated record.
CUCUCUCUCUCGCUCGCUCGCUCGCUCUCCCACCAGCCCGUAGUCGCUGACAGCUCCUGGAGGACGUGCAGGCAGGAUGAUAGCGGCUCAGCUCCUGGCCUACUACUUCACCGAGUUGAAGGAUGAUCAACUCAAAAAGAUCGAUAAGUACCUGUACUCCAUGCGUUUCUCGGACGAGACGCUGAAGGACAUCAUGAACCGGUUCCGCCGGGAGAUGGAGGGCGGGCUCGGCCGGGACACGAACGCCACCUCCACCGUCAAGAUGCUGCCCACCUUCGUCAGGUCCAUCCCUGAUGGCUCAGAGAAGGGAGACUUCGUAGCAUUGGAUCUUGGGGGGUCUAAUUUUCGGAUCCUGCGCGUUAAAGUGACGCGGGACAAGAAGCAGCCGGUUCAGAUGGAGAGCCAGGUGUACGACACCCCUGAUGACAUCAUCCACGGGAAUGGAACUCAGCUCUUUGGCCAUGUCGCAGAUUGCCUGGGUGAUUUCAUGGAGAAGCAAAAGAUCAAGGAUAAAAAGAUUCCUGUGGGAUUUACGUUCUCCUUCCCCUGCGCCCAAUCCAAACUGGAUGAGGCAGUGUUACUUACAUGGACAAAGAAGUUCAAAGCAAGUGGAGUUGAAGGUAUGGACGUUGUGAAGCUUCUGAACAAGGCCAUUAAGAAACGAGGGGACUAUGAGGCCGACAUCAUGGCCGUGGUCAAUGACACUGUUGGCACUAUGAUGACCUGCGGAUUUGACGACCAGCGUUGUGAAGUGGGAAUAAUUAUAGGAACGGGAACAAACGCCUGCUACAUGGAGGAGUUGCGUCACAUUGACCUGGUGGAGGGGGACGAAGGCCGGAUGUGCAUCAACACCGAGUGGGGCGCCUUCGGGGACGAUGGGUCCCUGGAGGACAUCCGCACAGAGUUUGACCGUGAGAUCGACAGGGGCUCUGCCAACCCAGGAAAGCAGCUGUUUGAGAAGAUGGUCAGUGGGAUGUACAUGGGAGAGCUGGUCCGACUCAUCCUGGUCAAGAUGGCCAAAGAGGGGCUGUUGUUUGAGGGACGGAUAACACCCGAGCUCCUGACAAAAGGAAAAAUCGAGACGAAACAUGUCUCCGCCAUCGAAAAGACUAAAGAAGGAUUGAAGAAGUGCAUGGAGAUCCUGACCAGGCUUGGGGUGGAGCCUUCGGAUGAAGACUGUCUGGCCGUGCAGCACGUGUGCACCAUUGUUUCGUUCCGCUCGGCAAAUCUAAUCGCUUCAACGCUGGGGGGCAUCCUCGCUCGCCUGAAGGAAAACAAAGGAGUCGCUCGCCUCCGCACCACCGUGGGCAUCGACGGGUCUAUGUACAAGAUGCACCCUCAAUACGCUCGCCGUCUGCACAAGACGGUGCGCCGCUUGGUGCCGGACUCGGAUGUGCGCUUCCUGCUGUCAGAGAGUGGGAGUGCGAAAGGCGCAGCCAUGGUGACAGCAGUGGCGUACCGUUUGACAGAGCAGUCGCGCCAGAUUCAGCAGACUCUGGCAGAAUUCCGGCUGAGCAAAGCUCAGCUGCUGGAAGUGAAGAAGCGCAUGAGGGCGGAGAUUGAACGAGGCCUCAAGAAGGAGACCCACAAGGAAGCCGCGGUCAAAAUGCUGCCUACCUUUGUCCGGAGUACACCAGAUGGAACAGAGAACGGAGAUUUCCUUGCUCUGGACCUCGGAGGGACAAACUUCCGUGUGCUUUUGGUAAAGAUUCGCAGUGGGAAGAGGCGAACGGUGGAGAUGCACAACAAAAUCUACGCCAUACCCUUAGAAGUCAUGCAGGGCACCGGAGAUGAGCUCUUCGACCACAUUGUUCACUGCAUCUCUGACUUCCUGGACUACAUGGGAAUGAAAAGUGCUCGACUGCCGCUGGGUUUCACCUUCUCCUUCCCCUGCCACCAGACCAGCUUGGACGCAGGUAUUCUCGUAACCUGGACCAAAGGCUUCAAGGCCACGGACUGUGAGGGCGAAAACGUGGUGGAGCUUCUUCGGGAAGCGAUCAAGAGGAAAGAGGAGUUUGAGCUGGACGUGGUUGCCAUAGUGAACGACACAGUGGGGACGAUGAUGACUUGUGCAUAUGAGGAACCCACUUGUGAGGUGGGACUGAUCGCAGGCACGGGCAGUAACGCCUGCUACAUGGAGGAGAUGAAGAACAUUGAGAUAGUGGAGGGAAACGAGGGCCGCAUGUGCGUCAACAUGGAGUGGGGGGCGUUCGGAGACAACGGCUGCCUGGAUGACAUCAGGACGCAGUACGACCAGGCGGUGGACGAGAACUCGCUCAACGAAGGCAAACAAAGGUAUGAGAAGAUGUGCAGUGGCAUGUACCUGGGAGAGAUCGUCAGGCAGAUUUUGAUCGAUCUGACCAAGCGUGGCUUCCUCUUCCGCGGACAGAUCUCCGAGACGCUGAAGACCAGGGGCAUCUUCGAGACCAAGUUCCUGUCGCAGAUUGAGAGCGAUCGUCUGGCGCUGCUGCAGGUCAGGGCGAUCCUGCAGCAGCUGGGGCUCGACAGCACCUGUGAUGACAGUAUUAUCGUCAAGGAGGUGUGCGGCACGGUGUCCCGCCGCGCGGCUCAGAUCUGUGGAGCCGGCAUGGCGGCGGUGGUGGACAAGAUCCGUGAGAACCGGGGACUGGACCACCUGGACGUCACCGUGGGCGUGGACGGCACGCUCUACAAGCUGCACCCACACUUCUCGCGGAUCUUCCUGCAGACGGUGAAGGAACUCGCCCCCAAAUGUGACGUCAACUUCCUGUUAUCUGAGGACGGCAGCGGGAAGGGGGCCGCCCUCAUCACUGCCGUGGGCUUCCGCCAGAGAGAGCUGGACGCACAGCAGCACUGAGGAGCUCCGCCCCUUUUGUCUUCUAUUUACCUGCUGCUCCACCGUGACCUUCACCGCCGCACAGCCCAAACCCCCCCCCCCCCUUGGCAGCCGUGACUCCACCUCUGCCCCCACCUGGCCCCACCCACCACAGCCAGAGACACAUGCUGCAUGCAUAGGGAAUUAAAACUGAAUAUCUAAAUAUUUAUUUAAGCAGCACCGGAGGGUUUUAUCAUUUCCACGUUUGUACAUUUUCCUCGAUAGCUUGUCGAUUAUCUGAUAACUCUAAACUCCUUUAGGCGUGCAAUAUUUGUGUAUUUGCUAAUUUUAUUUUUAUAUGGAGGCAAAUAUAUCAUUGUAUUUAUAUAGCUGAGGCCACUUUGAAUCCCAGAGGUCAUUAGGAUUUUGCUCCAAAUGGACGCAAGAAAAUGUCUGCACUUUUUAUACAAGCGUAACAACAGCAGCAUUUCGACGUACCUUGCGAACGAAGGGCCGUCCGUCUCCCUGAGAGGUGAAAAACAUUUUUACAAGCUCCGCUGGAUCAGAAAGCCAGUUCCAAAAGGGCUCGCUGCAACGGGUCGAACGCAAAGAGUCACGGCUGUUAAAAUCAUCCUCAUUUUACGUUCAGCGGGAACGC